UGUCGUUCAGAGGGCCGAGCGUCUCCCCUCAAUCUGCUUCUACACCUCACACACAUCGCUUGUCUUCCCACUCAUCAUCUUGCAGGCUCGGCAUCAUCAGGACCAGAUGCCGAUUGAACCAGCUACACGAGUUUCAACCACGCGCUUCCACUCUCCCCCAUCACUGGCUUCGAUCGAUUGUCAUCGCUGCCACGUGCGCCUUGAGGAGCGUGACAGCGCGUAGCAUACACCACCAAGUCAUCUACACCACACAAAAGGGCAGCAAGGGUCUGCGAGUCAGCACCGCGUGAACUUUUCGAGCUGCUGCACCUUGGUCCGGUACCUCUUCUGUUCGCCGCCCAUUUCGUCUGUGCGUCUCAGUGUCAUCACUGUCCGUAGUCUGGGCACACUUGGAUGCGCCUUGCCACCAUGCCACCACGCCAUCACCACAGUGGAGGGGCAACAAUAGGCAAUGCAGGUGGUGGUGGUUCUCCAUUUCCACCUUUGGGUCUAGCAGCAGCGGGCGCCAUACCUAGUGGCACACACACUCCCGCCAACAAUCCGUCUACGUCUGGAGACUCGGAGGGAAAUGCGUCUUCUAGAACAGGUCUGCCGCCCUCUACUGGGAAAGUGGACACUGCUGCUGCCCAGAGCUGCAGAGUGCAAGACGCGUAUUGGAGCGAAGAUGAGGAGGACAUGGACUGCCCGCUGUGCUUGGAAGAGAUUGAUCUGUCAGACGCCAACUUCAGGCCUUGUCCUUGCGGCUACCAGAUUUGUCGCUUCUGUUGGCACCACAUCAAGCAGAAUCUGAACGGAAGAUGUCCGGCUUGCCGGCGCAAGUACAGCGAUCAAGCCGUGGAGUUCACGCCAAUGACCCCAGAGGAGAUCAAGCGCUUGACCCUUUCCAAACGGCAAAAGGAAAGGGAAAAGAGAGAGCUGGAGCAGAUGAAUCGAAGACACUUAUCCAACGUGAGGGUGGUCGUCAGAACUUUGGUCUAUGUGACAGGCUUGAGCCCGCGGUUGGCUCGCGAGGAGCUCAUACCGACGCUGCGCUCCAACGAGUACUUCGGCCAGUAUGGGCGUAUAUCCAAGAUUUUGAUCUCGAAGCGCACAACAGCAUCAAAGUUGGUCAUGGGCACCUCGGAGUCAGCACUAGGUGUGUACAUCACUUACCAUCGCAAAGAAGACGCCGCGAGGGCGAUUGUGGCGAUCGAUGGGAGCAAAGGUUCCGACGGGCGCACGCUAAGGGCCAGUUUUGGAACGACCAAGUACUGCACCACGUACUUGCGCAACUUGCCUUGCACCGUGCCCACUUGCACUUACUUGCAUGAGCCGGGUGAAGAAACGGACACAUUCACAAAAGAAGAUCUUAGCACUUUGCGCCACGCGACCAAGGACGCUGAAUUCAAGCUCAAGCCUAGCGCGGCUGCGAUUCAAGCCGCCACUCAGUCUACGCGUCGAACAGACCCAUUCUCGAGUUCGGGUGCGCCGGGCUCAGAUAGCUCAGCGGCAGCCUUUGGCACUACGCCAGAAGGCUCUGCACUUCCCAAGACUGCCAGCUGGGCUAGUGCAAAGGCUCCAGGUACGCCUAUUGCGCCUACACCUGCUUUGCCCGUCUCGGGCGUCAUUCGCGACUCUGAGCUGCCAUCUCUUGCCGCAGCUACGGCCGCGAGGGAGGCACAAAGAAAGGCCAGCUCUCACACCAAGCAGAGCGCCAAGCAACAAGCAGCGCCAAGUCUCGAUGGCUCAGCUCCCGCAUCUCCGGCUCCAGUCAACGCGGCUCUCGCUGCGCCCACUACUCCCGCGUCCACGUCAAAGAGCCGAGCUGCGCAGCGGGCUGCUACCGCAGUGGCUGCCAAUGAGCCGUCAGCUGAGCCAGAGCCAACCGAGCUGGCGGAACCUUCAGAAGGCGCAUUGAAGGACCCUAGCACCGAUAUGGCGCCUCAAGCUGAGCCGCUACCAGCGCAGCCAGACGACUUGACUUCUAGGAGAGCGUCAGACUCGAGUUCGGGCAAGGCUGCUCAAGCAGGUGGAGGAACCUCCAGACCACCCGGACUUGCUCCGCCGGGCUUGAUCAAGGUCUCAGCAACAGCAAGUGCGGAGGCGCCGCCAGGGCUCGGACCUCCUCGAGUAGCAACACCAGCAACUAACGGAGAAGUGGCAAGCCCGCCUUACCAGCCCAGCCUGUCUGCUCAAGCUCUUCUGGACGAUAUGCGGGUGCGGCGCGAUGCUGGCCCGCGAGUGAGCCCAUUUCCCUCCUUUGAGGACACACUGCGCAGCUUUGAGAGUGGCGGAGACUUCUCUUUUAACCUCAGCGGCGACGUCCAAAAUUCAGAGAAGAGUGGUGCCGGAAACGCUGGGAUGGGAGCCUCAGCUGCGGGCUCCUUUCUCUUUGGAGGCCCGCACGGCAUCGCGCCAUUCGGUACGGUGCCGUCUGGUCUGACCACCGGCAGCGUCACUUUCAACGGCUCAGCAGACCAAGCAGGCGUCUACAACGGCUCUUUUGAUCCCUUUGCAGAAGAUGCUGGCAAGACCAUUAUCGCUCUGAAAGGUCACGGUGACGAUUUGGCACACGAUCCAGCCGCGGGGCCCUUUGCAGCGAUAGAUCAAAUGAGAAGGACGCUGUCCGAAGAGCGAGCCGGAGACAACGGCAGCAACGAUGACGAUGGUGCGGCCGACGCUGACACGAAGCAAGCUAGUCGGUUUGGAUUCGCCAAGCGCAAAGAGUCGGAUGUCGGGGCUGCAGGAACAAGCUCGCCAUUUCUUCGACCGCGCUCGCAAUUGUUCUCAAGCGCGGUGCCGCAGACCCAAUCACAAUCUGCUUAUGCAGGUCCACCAGGCCUGGGCAGUGGUGGCACGGCAUCCUUUGAGUCGCAUGGUGACCCUUUGGCUAUGAAUAUGCGAGAUAACGCGACAAAUGUCCUCGGCAGCGUGUUGUCAGAUCGACGAGGGCCGAUGGGUCUGCAAGGCAAGGCGCAAGACGUCUUUUCAUCGCCACGUCUAGACCAUCAAGCACGCUCUGGCAGCUCGGCCCAGUCUCAGCAGUACAAUGCUGCUCAACAGUAUGGUCAAAGCCAUGCGUUACCUCUGAAUGGAUUUGGGUCACAGAACAGGCACGACUCUGACUUUGGCUCCUCCGCGCGCGAAUCUCCUUUGUUGAUGCACCAGCAACAGCAUCGGACGACGGGCCCUCCGCCCGGUUUUGGAGUGCCUAACAAUGCAGAUCAGCAACACUAUGCGCACUCUCUUCAGCAACAGCAGCAUUCGCAAGCUCAGGGCCGUAGCAAUCACGGAGGGUCGGUUGCAGGCGUGGGCUACGAUUUCUUGGCGCAACUGCAGCGUGGCAGCGGACCCAACAAUGUCGGUUCGGGCAAUGGCAGCAACAGCAGGGGCCAAGCUUUCGCUUCGCCAUAUGCUGAUUCCAUGUCUGCUCAACAGCAGCAACAGAGGCACGGCAAUGGCGGACCGACCAACGCCGCUACGUCGCCGGGAGCUAGUGGCAACGCUUCGGAACCGCUCUUGGCGCAGAUCAUGGCCGCAGCAGCAGCUCGGCCUCGAUCGAAUGCUGGUGGUGCUUAUGGCGCGCAAAAUGCGGGAACGCCAGGAGCUAGUGGCAAUGAGGGCAUGCCUUUUUUCGACCCUGCCAUUAUGAGCAUGGCGAGAUCUCAACAGGCGCAAGCUCAGAUGCAUCAUCACCACCAGCACCCGCAGCACCCGCAGCAGCAACAACAGGGCCAAAAUAACAAUGCCUAUGCUGGAGCCUUUUCGCCUUUCGAUUCUGUGCCUCAACAGAACGCGUUCGGCAACUUCCAACAAAGGCACUGAGGCUCACGCUUGCUUCUACUGAGCCCGAAUUCGAAUCGACGCGACCUGCUGCGGUUCGUGUUCCGAGGCUCGCUUCUCGACUUGGGCCACUACUCCUUCGCUACCGCGCCGCUGGUUUCCUUCCUCACCUCUCUCGAUGUCUCACGAGAUUUCGCAACAUCAAAGCGUACACCGGGCCGGUGCCUCCGCCCGUGCGCUCCCUAACAUCAUCAUCAUCAUCAUCAUCAGCAGCAGCACCUAUACACAGCAGACGGGGCAGGCGCAGCAGCACAUUCAUAAUUGCACGUCCAACGCGCUCAGUCAAUUUCAUUCAGACCGACGCUUGGAGACCGCUCCCUUUCACGCGCGGCGUACGGAUGUUCUUCUCCCAGCGCCAUCCCCUUUUGAAAGUCGUAUUUGUCGUUUCCUGUCCGUUCCGCGCGAUACGCUUCUUUGAAUAAAUGAAAUGAGAAUAUUUCC
Ceraceosorus guamensis is the source of this 4263-nucleotide messenger RNA. RefSeq lists its product as hypothetical. NCBI's taxonomy places the organism in Eukaryota, Fungi, Basidiomycota, Exobasidiomycetes, Ceraceosorales, Ceraceosoraceae. Gene Ontology annotation, biological process: protein ubiquitination. Gene Ontology annotation, molecular function: ubiquitin-protein transferase activity; RNA binding. Gene Ontology annotation, cellular component: CCR4-NOT complex. The record is from RefSeq and is a predicted model, not a curated record. The transcript is spliced from 6 exons. Bases 394 to 3804 code for a protein of 1136 amino acids.